AUGUCAAUGAGUCUGUGGGACGAGAACCCGCCGCCUCUUGCUGGGGGCGAUAGCCUCCCCCAGCGCCGGCCCGUCGCCGAACUGCAUAGAGACAACGGUCACUCGGACGGUGAGCGUCGCAAUUAUGCAGCAGCGGCUCCUCCGGGACCGCCCGUCGGCAAGACUCCUCCUCGGCGUAAGAGCCAUGGCUUUGGGGGAAAGCAGAUCACCCGGACCAGGGUGAGCUACUCGUGCCAUACCUGUCGGCGGCGCAAGGUCAAGUGUGAUAAGAGAACUCCGGCUUAUCAUGGUGGAUUACUACUACAGGUCCAUCCGGUCUGUGGGAAUUGCGUUAAGACCGGCACCGAAUGUAUGUAUGACAGCCUGGCGGCCGCUGCCCAACGAAACCGCCCCGAAGACAACCACCAUCGAGUGAAACGCAAAAGAGAUGUAUCGAAACCAGCUGGAAAGGAUGAAGCGGAUCUGUCUACUCCGCAGGAGAGUCUUCGUGAGCUACUCAACUACCAGGCGCGCCUUCGAGAGCAGAAAUCUGGCUCUGACGAGAUCGCCACCCGCCUGGAUCGUCUUACCUCCAUGAUUGAACGGCUUAGCCGUACAGGCGAUGCACACGCUAUCGACAGUAAUACAACUGGAGGUGGAGAUGGCAGCUCGAAUGCAGCUGGAAGGCAAGGGUUUGGUGAUGGUGGCCACAGACGUACCGGUAAUAAAUCGGUCUCGACUUCUGGCUCCGUUUCGCGGCAAUCCAGCCCCAGGCGUAAUUCUGACGAUGCCAGCAACGAAGAUUUCCCGAUCCCAACAGGCUUAUCUACAGAUCUAGUUGACCCUGUCGGCACAUUGAACCUGGGUCACUUGAGUCUGGAGGAUGGGGGCAGGUCUCGAUACGUUGGGACCACCUACUGGGCGUACAUUUCAGACGAGAUCAACGAACUAAACCAACUGCUCCGGAACCAGAAUCGCUCCCAACCUCCAACGGUGCCUCAACCGGCACUCUCUGACGAUGGGAAUGACACCUUGAUAUCCCCAGUCCAGCAGGCAGAUGACUCCGACGCCCAGGUCCAAAAGUGGCUGGCCACCCAUGAUAACAACAUGCAUGAGUCCAUUCUCUAUCCAAAGGGCGGCACGCCUACCUCAAACUUGAAGCCUAUAGUAGCAGAGAUGCUCAAUCACGUACCAACAAGGCAUCAAAGCAACAUCUUGUACAAAGCUUUCAUGUCUGGAGUCCAAGCUAUCAGCCCUGUCCUCCAUCCUCCAAACGUUCUCAGAUCCUAUGAGACAUUCUGGAACUGGUAUACCUUGUACAGACAGCCUGGGGAACCAUACUCUAACCCUUCGUUUAUCCCCCUGCUCUACGCCAUUUGGUACGGUGGCUCGGUGACUGUCUCCCUAAAGACCAUACAUGCCGAAUUCAACAUUGAAUCAAGGUCCGCCUUGACUGAACCUUUUCACGACGAGGUCACGCGAUGGCUAAAGGCUAUUUCGUUCCCUCGAAGCCCGUCACUCAACGGCUUAGCCGCCUUCCUACUUGUCCAAACCAUUCUAUCCAAAGAGGAGGAACCUUUGACCAGUAGCCUCUUCAUCAGUCUCGCCCUUCGCGUGGCCCAAACUAUGGGCUUACACCGGGACCCGGCCCAGUUUGGAAUAUCGCACUGCGAAGCCGAAAUGCGUAGACGGAUGUGGUGGCAUAUCGUACACAUGGACGGCGUAGUUGCCAUGUCGAGCGGCCUUCCACCUCUUGUUAGUGACGAAAAUUAUUGGGAUGUCCGUCUUACUAGCGAAGUAAAAGACACGCUCCUCACUUCUCCAGAAGCAGAAGUAUAUGAACGGAUGGUAGAUGAAGGCUACAGGCGCCCCGAUAAGCCGGAUGAUCCCACCAUCUGUGGAAACUCGAUGGUUAACGUGUACUACAUUUCGGCCAAAGGAAAAUAUAUCAUGGCCCGUGCCAUUCGGAAGAUCUUAAAAAUUCAACUGGGAACCAGACCUGUCACCAGAAAAGAUAUGGAGGACCUGAAAUCGGUCCUUGUCGACCUCCAAUUUAAACUACACGCGCUUGUUGAUCGAAUUGCGAACCCCAAGCAUCCAACGGCCGAUGCCGAUGGAACUCGCUGCAUCAAGCCAGAUCUUCUAAAUGGGGGCCCUGGUUGUGGCGAGCAAUAUCAUACCCCAGUACUAACUGCGUUCCAUAAAUGGGCAAAAAUACUACUCUCAUUGUUCGUACACAAGGCCUUUUGUGUAGCAUAUCAACCAUUCCUGAAGAAUGCAAAAAGCAAAAUUUGGCCAGCUGCAAGGCAAUGUGCAUUACGCCAUUGUCAUGGCUUCAUGGAGAAGUUUAUCCUUCUUGCAACAGAUCCUGAUUUUCAGCCAUUUCAAUGGAGUUGGCCUGGCAACCAUCAACCUAUGCAUGCAACGAUGAUAAUGCUUAUUGACCUUUAUGAACGCCCUACAAGCUCGGAAGCACCCAAGUCCCGUGCCUUCAUUGAUAAGAUCUUCUCCCUAUCUGGACCGGAUGGUGGAGUUGUCGGAGGGGAAGAUGGAGUGACUACUUCAAGACCACUCAAUGAUGGCGGGCGUGAAGCCUGGGAUAUGAUGCGACGGCUUCGCGAGAAGGCAUGGCUAAAGGCCGGACUUGACCCUCAAUUACUAUGGACUGAACAAGCCCAGAUGCAAGCUGGUGUUGCACCUGUGAGAAGCCCGUCUAUAUCGACCACUUCUACCCGGAAUCACGAACGAAGCCUCAAGGACCAGAGUGCCUCUCCCACGACCAACUUUGCAGAUAGCUAUUACGCAAUGAUCAAGAAUUCAUAUGACGAUCACACGCAUGUCCGACAGGCAUCAGUGGAGUUAAGCCGUGCGCGGGACAAGAAAUCUAUCACUUUUACAACACUGCCCCAGCAGCAACAAAUUCCCAGCCCUACGUGCACAGUGCCUAUUGUAGGUAAUAACGCAGCCUCACGGUCGUCUUCCAACGCAUUCCUUUGGCCCUCCCAACCGGUAUACCAAAACCCAGCACCGCCACUCAGUCAAGUUCCGUCUCUUAGUCAAGGCGACACCCGCGGAUACCUUAAUCCCAACUCAGCGAAAUAUGUUGCCCUGGCUGGCGACCGAGCUAAUAUGGCGCCAAUUGGGAUCAAGACGGAAAGCUCUCAGCCAUCUAUGGCCGACAUUCCAGUACAAGCGAUACCACAGCCGCGCUCCCAGCCACCACCACAGCAGCCACAGCCGCAACAACCUCAACCUGGCGCAUUUGAGCCCAAUGUGAACUUUGAUUGGGACCAGUGGGACGCUGUGUUUGGACAAUAUCUUCCAAUUAUUGAUGGGUAUAUGGAUCUAGACAAUAACGAUCAUCAACCCAGCCCUAGUGACCUCUCGCUAUCAUCCGCACUCCAAGUCCCUGAUGGUUGGGCGAAAUCUAUGAUGGUUCGUAUCCUGUUAUCCAACAGAGGACGUCGAAACUCACUGCGGUCGAGCCGAGCGGAUAGUGAAGAUAUGGCUCUGCUCAACAGGAUUAAUACGGCGCCGCUAAAGGGCGAUGCGUUAGACCUCGCUCCAGCAUUUCCGGAUUUCAACAUCCGCUGA
This is a messenger RNA of Microsporum canis CBS 113480, 3573 nucleotides long. RefSeq lists its product as hypothetical. The record is from RefSeq and is a predicted model, not a curated record. The transcript has 8 exons. Lineage: Eukaryota; Fungi; Ascomycota; Eurotiomycetes; Onygenales; Arthrodermataceae. Bases 1 to 3573 code for a protein of 1190 amino acids. Gene Ontology annotation, biological process: DNA-templated transcription; regulation of DNA-templated transcription. Gene Ontology annotation, molecular function: DNA binding; zinc ion binding; DNA-binding transcription factor activity, RNA polymerase II-specific.